Messenger RNA from Aspergillus heteromorphus CBS 117.55, 2460 nucleotides. RefSeq names its product i-AAA protease YME1. The transcript is spliced from 4 exons. Bases 1 to 2460 code for a protein of 819 amino acids. Gene Ontology annotation, cellular component: mitochondrial inner membrane. The record is from RefSeq and is a predicted model, not a curated record. Gene Ontology annotation, biological process: protein quality control for misfolded or incompletely synthesized proteins; mitochondrion organization. NCBI's taxonomy places the organism in Eukaryota, Fungi, Ascomycota, Eurotiomycetes, Eurotiales, Aspergillaceae. Gene Ontology annotation, molecular function: ATP hydrolysis activity; metalloendopeptidase activity; ATP-dependent peptidase activity.
AUGGCCUUCCAAGCUCCGAUACCCAGGCCGAGCCUUGGGGCUGUAACAUCGGAUCUGUGGCCUUCAAUGUCAAAACUGCUGAAUGCGCCGUGGAAGAACGCCGGGCAUACCGCUCCCCAGCGCACGAUUGCGACUUCAACGGUAUGCUGUUCCCCGUCGGUUGAUAUUGGAUCGGGGGCCGACAUAUUGAUACCCUCGCAGGUACCAAACACUCUCCCGCUACCGGAAUGCCUGACCGCGGUGUCUUCGGAAGCUUUGAACUCGAGCAUUUUCGGCACGCCUCUGCGAAGUGGAUGGGCUCGUUCCUUGUACUGUGAACCAACAAUGUGGGCGACCCCGUCACUUGCGACCCACCGUCUUCCCUCGUCGUCUACCCGGUCUUACUCUACGUUAACUACACCUAUGAACCGUCUUCGCCCGGCGCCCAAGGUCAAUGGCCUCUCUCGGUUACAGCAGCAGCGCUUUGUGUUUGGAGGUCCCUCUCACAAUCUCUUGGCCCAGAAGGAGAAAACUGCCACCAACAACCCCAACAGCGCGAACGCCCAAAAUGCUUUCUACCAGGCUCUUCUCCGUGCCAAUAUGCCCUCGAUUGUUAUUGAACGGCACAACUGCGGUCAUUUCGCCAGUAACGCAGUCACGGCUCAACUCUACACGCAGGCAUUGCAGCGCGCCGGUGUACUGGGUCCCACGUCAACCGCCCCAGGCCCCAACCAGCCCAUGAGUCCUGAACAUCUGCAAACAAUCGGCGAGGCUGUCGCAACUCAGGUUCGUAAUGGAAAGCCUGCAUCGACUGCAACAACGCAAAGUGGCACCGGGGCGAAAGAUGCUCCGCUGUACGUGGUUGUGGAGGAGUCGAAGACCAGCCACAUCUUCCGAUGGAUGAAGGUUCUGGUAUGGAUGGUGUUUCUCUGGUAUACGAUCGGUGCUGCUUUGCAAUUCUUGAUCGAGACAUCCGGCAUGUUGAAGAAUCUAAAGGGCGCACCGACGAAUGAAGCUCAACCUCAGCAGCAAACUGUCCGCUUCAGUGAUGUGCACGGUUGCGAUGAAGCCAAGGAAGAGCUUCAGGAACUCGUUGAGUUCCUGUUGAACCCUGAGCGCUUCUCUUCUCUUGGUGGUAAGCUGCCUAAGGGUGUUCUCCUGGUCGGCCCUCCUGGUACCGGAAAGACCUUGCUUGCUCGUGCCGUGGCCGGAGAGGCGGGUGUCCCUUUCUUCUACAUGUCUGGCUCAGAAUUCGAUGAGGUAUACGUGGGAGUUGGAGCCAAGCGUGUUCGUGAACUGUUUACACAAGCUCGGAGCAAGUCGCCUGCCAUCAUCUUCAUCGACGAACUGGAUGCCAUUGGUGCCAGGAGAAACGACAAGGAUGCCGCUUAUGUCAAGCAAACCCUGAACCAGCUUCUUACCGAACUCGAUGGCUUCUCGCAGUCUACCGGCGUGAUUAUCAUUGCCGCUACCAAUUUCCCUCAACUGCUGGACAAGGCUCUGACGCGCCCUGGUCGCUUCGACCGCAAGGUCGCUGUCAAUCUCCCCGACGUCCGUGGACGUAUGGAUAUUCUCAAGCAUCACAUGAAGGAGGUCCAGAUCAGCACGGAUGUUGAUAUUGCGGUAAUUGCCCGUGGUACUCCGGGCUUCUCCGGUGCCGACUUGGAAAAUCUCGUUAACCAGGCUGCCGUGUAUGCCAGCCGAAACAAGAAGUUCAAGGUCGGGCCGAAGGACUUCGACUGGGCCAAGGACAGGAUCAUCAUGGGUGCUGAGUCCAAGAGCCGGUUUGUCCAGGACAAGGAUAAGCUCAAAACGGCAUACCACGAGGCCGGCCACGCUCUUGUUGCUUACUUCUCGCCGGCUUCUACGCCGCUUUACAAGAUCACCAUCAUCCCUCGCGGUAUGUCUCUGGGUUCGACGCAUUUCUUGCCCGAGAUGGAUAUGGUUUCGAAGGACUACACGGAAUACCUCUCGGAUAUUGAUGUUUCCAUGGGUGGUAGGGUCGCUGAGGAGCUCAUAUAUGGCUACGACAAAGUCACCAGCGGCAUCACGGCGGAUCUUCAAUCAGCCACUCGAACCGCCUUUACCCUGAUCACUCAGUUCGGAUACUCCGGGAAGCUGGGUAACGUGGAUCUCUUCACCAACUAUGACAGCCUGUCGUCGGAGACCAAACAGGAGAUCGAAUCCGAAGUCCGGCGUCUGGUCGAGGAAGCUCGAAUACGCGCCACCAACAUCUUGACCGAAAGGCGGGCGGAACUGGAAAUCUUGACCCAAGCCCUGAUCGAAUACGAGACAUUAACCAAGGAGGAAAUGGAGAAGGUCUUGAAGGGUGAAAAACUCCAAAAGCUGGAGGCGCCACCCAUCCUGACAGGGCCGCUCACGUUACCGGAGGCCCUCCAAUCGCCCAGUCUCAAUUCUUCCACCACGGCUGAUCCGCAGCAGCCCCCGACAUCAUCCGCAGGGCAGUCUGCUGAAGAGUAA